AUAGUUUCUACUUUGUCGUUGGCAGCAACCUUCAAAUCUUAUUGCACAAAAGAAGUUUAAUCCGGCUAGAGAUCCAUGUUCGGUUUUAUGGGAUGUCCUGUUGGAAGACCUGGUGACUAUGGAAUUGACUCAUGGAAAAAAAGAUCUUCCAAAUGGUCCCCCUUCACGGCUUAUAAUGUAUCUACAAAGUCGUUCCCUGGAGGGAAAGGACCAAGUUCGUGUCAUAAAGUGUCAUCGUGAAUCUAAUCAAGCAUUUGAAGUUUAUUCUUCUAUCGAGCAAGCAAGAAAUGUUUAUGGGCAAAGUCAAUCAAAGGCAUUGGUUAAAACAAAAAUGACUAGGCCAUAUUCUCCUAUUGCUGAUGUGGCCAGCGCUGAAGGAAUUUGCACCUGGUCUCCUCAACAGAUGCCUGCUUCGACUUUUGGAAGCAGUGAGCAGUGAAGGAAUAAACAAUGAUGGUAGCAAAAAAGUGAAGGAUAAUAUCACCAACUAAUACCUUUUCAAGUUAUCUAUCGUUUUCCUGGCUAGAAUAGCACAACACCCGCAAGGUACGAGUGGCAAUAAGCAGGACUAGUCAAGUUGCAUCUUCACAUUAGAAAUGCUUGUAUAUAUGUGUAUCAGCCUAUCAGGUAGAUGUGCUAGAAAGUUUUUAGGAGCAGAUACAACCCUGGAAACUUGUACAGCUUCUUACGUCCCUUUUAUACCUGUACUAUAAGUAGGUAGGUGGUGGCCUGAAAUCCCAUAAGCCAAAAAAAAUAUACAAGUAAGCUUCACCAUGCUCCAUUACUUAGAAACUGUACAGCUUGUGAUUUACCAAAUAUGUCUACAUUAGUCCUAAUAUUUCCUUAGAUAUACGUAGCCUAAGUAUUAAGUCAAACCUGAGUUUUUCGAAGGGAAACUUUUUGUAGCAAUUCCCUUGAUGUUGUUGACUAACUUCUCAGCAGUUGCAAGUGAAUUUCAUUUAUUGUUUGCUAUUUUCCUGCUGCG
This is a messenger RNA of Nicotiana tabacum (common tobacco), 985 nucleotides long. NCBI's taxonomy places the organism in Eukaryota, Viridiplantae, Streptophyta, Magnoliopsida, Solanales, Solanaceae. The record is from RefSeq and is a predicted model, not a curated record.